Molecule: messenger RNA, 5816 nt
Organism: Trichobilharzia szidati
Lineage: Eukaryota; Metazoa; Platyhelminthes; Trematoda; Strigeidida; Schistosomatidae
Source: the annotation of a GenBank genome assembly
CGGGUCACUUGUGGUGGAACUUUCGAUUUUACAAGGUCAGCGAUGGAUGGUCUUCCUCGGAUUCCUUCUGUCAGUUUAUGUUUAAAGAAAUCAGAAUUCGUUCCUGAAUUACAGCCACUUAAAAGGUACAUAGAAGUACAAUAUCAGCAAUCUUCCAGCACUUAUGAGAAGGAAUUCAACGAAUUUAUUAGCCUACGUAAAGUAUAAUGGAGUUUAAUAAUUUUUUGUCAUUGCAUUAGUCUGCUUGUGAACCUUCUAUUGAUUACACGGGUUUGUCCCAGCUAAAGCGUUACUAUGCUCAACUGCAAUUACUGAAAGGCAGAUUUCAUUUUACAGCGGAACAAUGUACAGACAUAACAUGGAAAUGGCAGGAUGCUUUCUCAAACAGUUACUCUGAGUCUUCUGAUGUUCGGUUUGAGGAAGCUUCUGUAAUGUAUAACAUUGCAGCACUACAUUCUAUUCUUGGUGUCAAAGAAAAGCGUGCGGACGCAGAUAGUAUGAAAGUAGCUUGUACUCACUUUCAGUGCGCUUCAUGGGCUUUAAAUACACUGGUUGAGCGUCAUUUACCCUUACCAGGUGCACCUGAUUUAAACAGCGAUCUCAUGUUGGCUUUUGCAUCCAUUAUGCUAGCACAAGCACAGGAGUGUGUUGUAGAAAAGUCCAUACUGGAUUGCCGACCGGCUAAUGUGAAUGCUAAGUUAUCUCAAUACAUAAUGGAUGUCUAUGAAAAUGUUGGUGUUCAACUCCUAUCCUUCGAGUCAAGUGAUGAAAUAUUACUUCCGAAGUUUUGCAAGGAAUGGCGUCGUCGAUGUCAAAUGAAAACUAGUUUUUAUUCAGCUCUUAUGGCUUAUUAUGCUGGUAUAAAUGAAGAAGAGAAUAAAUCAUAUGGCAAGGCUAUAGCUUGGUUUCAACUUGCUGGUAAACGUAUCGAAGAUUGUGAAUCUGUGGCAAAAAAUUUCAAAGAUUCUGAGAAUUUAUCAAUGCUGGUUUCAAGUGGCAGUUUUCGUGCUAGUGCUACAUACGCCGGUGAAAUAAUUCGUAAAAAAUUGACAAGUGCUACAAGGGACAAUGAUUUUGUCUAUCAUGAAUCAGUACCGAAGAUUGAAUUACUUGAACAGAUUAAAGGUGUCUGCAUUGUAAAAGGUGUCCCAUUCGAUCAUAAUGAUCCUGAGGUUAGAGGUCGGGAUAUUUUUCAUCGGCUAAUACCAAUGGAUGUCUUGGAAUCAGCUUCAAUUUACAGUGAAAUGAAGGCAUCACUUCUGCGUAGUUUAACCGGUGAAGUUGAAUCAAAGGAGAUUGAAUUAGAUGAAUUUUUAUCCACGCUUUACUUGGAUCCGGCGAAAAUGUUGGCGACUGAUCCACCUGUGCCUCAAUCACUAUUUGAUCUGUUCGCUCGUAUGGAAGCUUUAGAAAGAGAUCCUAGUCGGGAGCUGUCAAAACAGUUGAAAAAUCUUGUAAGUAUCAGUGUUGAUUCUGAUAGCGAAAUUGAAAAUUUAUCUACUAAAAUUAAUGACGCCGAUGAAUGUCUCAGUGCAUUACUUGCUGCUAAAAGCAGUGAAAAAAUGAAAAACUUCAAUAUUAUUUUAAAAAAUAUUAAAGAACGCUUUCAAUCAUUACGUGAAGCUAGUCAACAAGCAAAACAAUCGAAUGGUCAAUUGAGAGAGUUUAUCAGUCAACAGAUAAAAUCCUUCGAUGAUACACUAACCUUAUCAUGGGAUGAUUUUAAUAAGAGUUUACCGUCGACAAAUGAUCUAACUAGUGACGAUACAUUUACAAAUACUGUUAAUGAAUCAAAGCGUAUAUUUGGUAAAGUUAAUGAAAUGCGUCAACAACGACAUGAUUUAAUUCGACAGUUAAGAACUGCACUACAUGAAGAUGAUGUCAGCAGUGAGUUAAUUAUUUCAUCAGAUGAAAGUAAAAAGGAUAUAAACGAAUGGUUUACAAAUCGUCUGAAAACAAAACAUGACAGCCUUGUUAAUAUUAUUAAACAGAAUUUAAUUGCACAAGGUAAUAUUCAAUCGGCGUUAAUUGAUUUAAAUGCUGAAUUUGCACCGAAAUGGGAGAAAAUAAAUGAAAUGCGAACAAAACGAUCGGAAUUAUUCAAUCGUAUACUGUCAGCUGGUGAAGCAUUUGAUGGUAUCCUGUUAAAAGCUAAACAAGGCAUUACAUUUUACACUGAAUUAAUUGAUCAAUUAAAACAAAUUGAUAAAGAGACGGACCAGUUGAUUGAUGACUUCAACAAACAGUUACGUUCAACAAUAUCUGAAUUAUCCAAGCCUUUACCAAAUAUGUCGACUGGUUCAUUGCCUCGUCUCCCAUCUGUAUCAGUUCCUUCAUUUCCAACUCUUGGUGAUUAUAUGCAAGCAAUGCGUUCCUCAGGUGUUCAACCACAAUCUAAUAUGUAUACAGCGUCAAUGAGAUGGCCUACAUCAUCUAUGCAGCCUAUGACACAACAGCCACAACACCCACAAUCACAUCAACCUCAACAGCCAAACUUUCCUACAAACUCCACUCCAUCUUUCACGUCAACUACAAUCCAAACAAAUCAGUCUGUAGGCGAUAAUUCUGUAUUACAUCGUCAAGCCCAGUCACAAGACACCUAUUUCAAACAGCCGAUUGUCAGUCAACCUUUCUCUUAUCAACCUACUUCUCAGUCCCAACCGCCUUAUAGAGUACCAAUGCCAAAUAUGCCAAUGUACAAUCCACAACAGAAUGUGAUUGGUGGUAAUUUUCAGCCGUCUUCUAUUCCCAAUUCUGUUUCACCUUAUACUCAACAUUUCCCGACACCAUCUACCACACUUCCAACAACUGUUCGUCAUCCUACAGCGGUAACAAGUGGUUUUCCUCAAAGUACAAAUGUAAUGCGACCUAAUCAUCAACAAAUGCUUAUUUCCACUCCACAGACUGUCAACAUGCCUCCUGUUCAGCCAACCAAUCCAUCCGGUGCAGUUGACCCACGAUUUGCUUUGAAUAAUACACGAACUCCUGUACCACCAUCUACUAUGCCGUAUAUGCCUACCACUGGUCAGUUUACACCAUUUACUAAUACUGUUCAAGGAACAUUUCGUCCAGGUAAUCCUCAGAUUGCAUCGAAUUAUCCUCCUGCUGCGAAUAGUCAUCAAAUCCCUCCGCAACCUGUUUGGUCAGGUCAACCAACAUAUAAUCCAGUUCACCAGAGUCAGGGAUAUCACCAAGGCUAUCCACAAACACUCCCCAUACAACAACAACAACCCAGAGGAGGAGGAGGAGGAGUUACAAACAUGCAACAACCUCCUCCCCUUCCUGCAGUUACAUCAACCUAUCCACAACCUGUAUCUCAUAUGAACAAUUACCCACCGAGUACGGGGAAUAUUGUGCAUGGACCACAAUUGUAUCAAGCACAUCCUAAUCAGAAUCAGUAUUUAUAUCCAGUGUCACAGCCACAACCGAAUAAUUUGCGACCACAAUCUCUAUCCUCAAUGAUGAGUGUACCUCAAAGUUAUCAGAAUUCUAAUUUCUCUGGUGUCCAUCACAAUAAUAAUAAUGGUAUCUCAACGGUAGGACAAACCUCAGAUAAACCUUUAGCAUUCGAUCAACGCUCAGUUCUGGAUAGUAGUAAUGAUGUUUGCACAUCAUCUAACACGAAAUCACUUUCUCCUCUUGAACCUCAAGUUUUAACUAAGGCUGACUUGGAUGCUAAACGUAGAGAAGAACGAUUGCGUGAAGCGUAUUCAUCAAACUCGAAUUCUCAGACAACAUCCAUUUCUUCAUCAUCAUCGAAUCUAGAUGCAUCAUCGAAAACCACGAAUUUAGAAAUAUCAAAAGUCGAUAAUAAUUCAUGCUCAAAUUCAAUGAAGCCAGAUUCAGUUAAUAAUGAUUCAGUGAAAUCUACCGUAUGCCUUAAUACUUCUGAUCAAUCAAUUUCUCAGGCUAAUAAAUUUCCUCCUCCAGAACUUUUAUCUGAUCCACUUGUAUUGAAUCGAUUCAUUGCUUCUGCUGAACUUCUACUAACUUGGCUUGAAAAUCCAAAUGAAAUCAUCUCUAAUCUAGACAAUGAUCAAUCAACAACAAUGUUAACAACUCAACAAACCAAUCGUAUGACCAGGUUAAAUAAAGCCUGGCAUAAAGUACAACUGCUAGCCAAUGACUUUUCAACAUCUGUCUAUUUUAACGGGAAACGUCCAACUCAAGCAGCUGCUCUAUGUUGUCCAUCAAAAAAUCGUAGUCAAGAUUUUGUCCCCUAUGAUGUGAAUCGUGUUGUCUUGUCAUCCUUGAAAAAUGAUUAUAUCAAUGCAAGUUAUAUUGAUUUCCAAAAUAACCUGGGUGAAUGGUGUCCAAGGUAUAUUAUUGCACAGGCUCCAUUGCCUAAAACUGUUAUUGAUUUCUGGACCAUGAUACUUGAACAAGGCUGUGAAGUUGUUGUGAUGUUGGCGCCACCUUCAGCAAGGAUGACGGCAAAUAGAACUGAUAGUCCAUUCUAUGCGUCAUCAUCAUCAUCGACAGCAAUGUUGCAGUCGAAUAGUGAAGGUGGUUUCGGUGAUGAAAAUGAUCCAUUACGUGUACCAGCGCAUUUACCAAUGAAUAAAAUCGGUGCCAGACUGUCACUGCCCGGUAGUAGUCUGGAGAUUCGAUUACAAGCAAUGAAAGAGUCGUAUGUAAAGAGUUCCGGUAGUAGUAAUACCAAUGAAGCGCCUGUGGAUAACGGUUCUCCUAAUCGUCUGCCCAGUUCUACACAAUCCCAAACACAACAACAUUCGUGGACUGAAAGAAUUUUAACAGUACAAAAUUUAGAAACAAAAAUUACCCGUAGUCUAGUGCAUUUAUCAUAUCAUUAUCAGUUUCCUUUAACUGUCCCCUCAGAGAAGAAUUCAUCUUCUGAAAGUGACAGUGUUGUACAACUAGUCGACUUUAUUAAUCAUGUUCACAAUUAUUAUAAACAACAGAGAAAUCUACUCAGACCGAUAGCUGUUGUCUGUGAAUAUGGAGCUGGAUUAAGCGGUAUAUUUGUCACUGCAUCAGUUGGUAUUCUACAUGCAGAAAUGUUAGGUCGUAUGGCUGACGUAUUCACUAUCGCUGGUUAUCUAUGCCAACAACGUCGUGGGGUGUUAAACAACUCAUCACAGUUGUAUGCUGCUGCUCGAUUAAUUGGUUAUUCAGCGAUGGAGACAGCAGCGAGAAAAGAUGUUGUCAUUGGGCCAAGACGUCGGCCGUCGAUGAGAUCAGAAAAUCAGAAUAAAGCGAAUACAACAACAACAGUGACAACGACUUCACAUCAAUCUCAUUCCAACACUAGUUCAAAUCCUUUGGAUAGUUUAUUUUCUAAUCAAUCCUUACGCUUAGAUGAUUUGAUAUCUGUUGUUGAUAAAUGGUCAGGAGUCAGUGGUAGUAAAAUUGAUUCACUUCAGUCGAAUGUAGAAGAUAAAGAAGAUGCGUCUUCGAAUACUCAUUGUGAUCAGUCUACAUCAAAAACGCUAUUGACAAGUGAUGCUGAGAACUUGACCAAUAGAUCAGAUAUUCUUAAUGGAAAUCAUACAUUAUCGAAUGGAGUUAACGAAAUGUCUACUGUUCAUUCAUCCCUGUCAGAGUCAUCAUCAGCAUCAUCUAAACAAGCUUCGAAUUUGAAGACGGAUAGUAGUAUACCCGAUCAUUUAGUUGAUUUGAAUAGUUUAACCAAGAAUUCUUUACCUAAUCAUAAACGUUUUACUCGUCAAGAUUUUGAAGCCUCAACAACAUCAUCAUCUCAGGUGCAUGAUCGAUUGUUGACAACAGAAACAAAUGAUCCAUUUUACAAAUUAGAUCCAUUACGCAAUACAAAUGAGUGUGGUGGUAUCGCCUAG